Messenger RNA from Lethenteron reissneri (Far Eastern brook lamprey), 9173 nucleotides. Its product is annotated as protein FAM135A-like. The record is from RefSeq and is a predicted model, not a curated record. Lineage: Eukaryota; Metazoa; Chordata; Hyperoartia; Petromyzontiformes; Petromyzontidae. Gene Ontology annotation, biological process: lipid metabolic process.
GGGCAGCAGCAGACGCGGCUUGUGGCCGCCGCGUCCCAGCGUCGUCUGCGCGCUCUCGCCUCCUCUGCGUCCUGGAACCCCCUCGCAGUAGCUUUCUUCGUUCUGAUGCAGAUGGCCCUGUCUAAGCAGUGGCUGAGGAUCGCGGAGCGUGGCAGUGGGAUGAUGAUGGCAACGUGAAGCGGAGAGGGGCGGCGAAGGUGGUCUCGAGAGACGGCGGGGGGAACGCCAUGGCGGAGGCGCAGGCCACCGUCGAGUUCUCCGUGGAACUUCACAAGUUCCACAACGUGGACCUCUUCCAGCGAGGGUUUUACCAGCUGCGGGCCGCUCUGAAGGUGCCUCCGCGGAUUCCACACAAAGUGGAGGUCAGCUUGCCCCAUAAAAAUGGAGGGGACCCGGUGUCACAGGCCACGGUGUUAGGCCCCGCCUCCGUGUCCAGCCGCACCUUCCAGAUCCUGUACAAGAGCGAGGAGGUUGUGCUCGGUGACGUGGUGCUGUUCAAAGCGCACGUGCUGCUCGACGCACGCCGGAUGGAGGAGUCCCUUGCGGAAGUUGACUUUCAGCUCAUAUUGGAACUGUGUUUCACCGACACAAACUGCGUGCAAGACGGCUGGAACCUGAUGCAGCCCAUGAGCACCCGCACGCUGGCGCUGCAUGUGAGUGCUGGCCGUGGCCUGCACCAGCACCGGCCCGUCAUGUUUGACUACUUCCACCUGGCGGUGGCGUCGCUGUCCGUGCACGGCUCACUCGUCGCCCUGCACCACCCACUCGUCAGCUUCCCGCGGCAGGUGAAAUCGUGGCUCGGACGGAGCUCGCAGACGUUGCCGGCGCGAGACUGCGACAUCCCGGCGCCGGAGAUGGUGCUGUUCGGCAGCGGAUACAGCAGCCAGGGCUCCCCCAAUGGCGGGAGCCUGGUGGUGCCGGAGAGCUGCCUGCAGCACGCGCACGAGUUCCACCGCGCCGCGUGCGCUGCCCUGCUCGCAUCGUACCGCGCGCUCUUCAACCACUGCGCCGCGCUGCAGCACGACGUGCCCAGCCUCCAGCUGCCCGCCCAGGCCAUCGCCAGCAUUCAGGGGCUGUACUCGCUUCUGGUGCAGACGCAGAAUCCUGCUCCGUACAGCCCUCAACUACGCAUAGAGAAAUGUGAUGUCUCCACCAAGCUCUCACAGCUGUGCUCACACGUACAGGGCCUGACCAGUGCGGAGGAGCUGGUGGAGGCCAUCACAGUGGACCUGGCCCAGCUCUGCUCGCUGCUCAUGGCGCUCUGGGCGCAGUUCCUGCAGAGCGUCGCCCUGCGCCCCGACGUCACCGGCCACCUCGCCUGUGAGCACCACCACUCGCGGGUUCGCAGGUUCUCGGAGGCGUUUUUCUGCAUGGAGCACCCCCUGCAGUCGGCGCUCACUUACCAGGAGAUGCAUGCACAAAGCCACGCAUACAUUGCCUCGGUGGUUAAGAACUCCCCGUACCUGAGCAGCCUGCCCAACCUUCCCCUCGAGUGCCUGGAGCUGGAUGGGGACUUCACUUCACUGCCCAUCAUAUUUGAGGACCGGUACCUUCACUCCGUGACCCAAGACGCUGGGAUGGACCUGGCGGACGCCUCCAUCUCCUGGAAGGAGGUGCGGGAGAAUGCACGCCGCUCCUCCUUCACCAUCAAGAUCGAGCGGCCUGAGAACCGCGAGCAGCGCCGUACCACUUCCUUCUCGGGCGGCUCUCCCCGUUCCGCCACCCGCCAGCGGUCGCCCAAGCUUGGUGGCGGCACCGGAGGAGGAGGAGGUGACAGCCGUUCCCCGGUGGAGCCACGUGACGCCACCGACGGCGUCGUGAGGGCGAGGCAGCGCAAGGCGGACGAGCUCGGCGCCAGCCGGCGGAAAGGUGGCAGGGGCAGCAGUGGAAAUCUCACGAUCGGGUCGCCUUCAACCGACAGGCCAGACGAAGAUGGCUCCGUGGUGUUACUCGGCUACCGGCAUCUGGAGGGUGACGCCGCAACGGGUGACGCAAAGCUACAGCUCCCGCCCCAACACUCGCCCCAGCGCUCGCCCCAGCCCUCGCCCCAGCGCACGCUGGACGCCGACCAGCGCUACGCCACGCUGCCGGCAUCUCUCGCCAAGCGGGGCAGCUUCUCCAAGGCCUCCUUCAAGAAGUACUUGAAAUCCGACCAUCACAGCAGCUCACCCGAGGGCAAGGCAUCCAAGGCGGCGGUGCCCACAAAAUGCUUUCCCAGCCCUAAGAAGUGCGCCCCCUUCGGAAGUCCGGAGGGAUCUCCCAAGGCAGCCAAUUCGAAAGCUGAAGCGGCCGACUUAAGCGAGUCGGGGAUAAAGGCGCUGUUUUCGCACGGACUCUCGGGCUUGAAGCAUCUUGGCCAGGCCGGCUCGCAGUCACGCACCUCCUCCGAGACGAGCUUGCUGCGGAACAAAACGGACGAAGCCAAAAGCGCCGCCGUGCCCUCCGCCGUGGGCCUGACGUACCGGCCCCACCCGACGCGAUCGCUGUCGGUGACUGUCGUCCGACCCGAGGCGGGGCCGGCCCCGGCGUCCGGACUGCGGCGGAUCGAAGUGACGCCUAGCCGCAGCGACCCGUACCGUGGAGAGAAAGUGACGCUGCUCACGCCCACGAGGACGCACGCCGCUCGGGGUGAGCGCGCGACGGAGCAGGCGGUCACGCUGCCUUCCCUGGACCCCGUCUCGGAGCCAUGGUCGCCAGACUACACCAAGAGUUUGUUCUUCACCCUGCCGCGUGACGUGAAGGGCGGCAACAAGCGCACGAAGCCGGAAGAGACCGUCGCCCAAGCUCCGGUGUCAGAACGCAGCACGGUGCCCUCGAUAACCGGCGACGUGUCCCUGCUUAAAAGCUCCUCGCUCGCGUUCUCCGACUCUGGUAUUGAGAGCGAGAUGAGCUUCUGCCUCAUCGGGGCUACGUCACUCGAGGAUCGCAGCUCCCAGGCGGUUAAGGUCCCAAGCCAAGAGGUGCCCCAGGGUCACGUGACGCAGAGGCCAAAGGGCGCGUCGGAUGCGCCGCAGUCGCGACACGAAGCGAACCUGACGCGGGCAGAGAGCGCCAGCUUCCUGAGCAGCGGCGUGCAGUCGUCGCUCGCCUCCAUCAGCUCCCUGCCGUGCGACGAGGAUGCAGCCGGGGACGUGCUGCUGUCCCGCGCCAUCAAGUCCUCGGCCUCCAUGCAUUUCGGCGUCCUCGCUUCCUCCUCCCCUCCUUCCUCCUCCGGCCGUGCUGCAGAGCGGUUCGAAAAGCCCACGACGGAGCCGUGCCUCAAGCACGACGUGGCGCUCAAGCUGUCUCGCUCGGACAACGCGCUCAACAUCAUUACGCACUCCGCCGCGGAGUCGCUCGCCUUCUCAAGCGAGCAGGACCAGCGCGCGAAGACGGACUGCGCAGCUGGGGCAGGUUGCCCCCCCUUCCCUCGCGGCGGCAACAACAACAACAGCGCCACUGGACUCUGCAUCGUGGAAAAUCACUUCUCGCCACGAAACAGCGGCGGCGGCGCAGGCGGCGGCGGCCACCCUGAUGCCAGCGGCAGCGAGAUGAGCAGUCCCUCGAAGGGUGAAGCGGAGCGAACGAGCGGGGAUGGGGAAGACUCGGACACCGAGACAGAGGACCUGGAGAUGAUCCAGAAUGGCUACUACGACGAGGAUGAGGACAGGACGGCGUUCGACAGCGCGACGGAAGACGGCGCGCUCAGCGACAGCUUCUCGCCCAUGCACGGCAGCAGCGUGAUCCUCAGCCAGAGUGCGACGGUACUGAAGCCCAUCGGCGGAACAUCGCCCUCCUUCGACGGCGGGGUAGGAGGCGUGCCGUCUGACAGUUCGACGGGGGCGGCGAUGCUCGCACCCCCCGGCACGGGCGCUUGCGUCGGCUGCACACCGACCUGCCUGGCGUUUUCGUCAGCGCCACGUGACGCAGACACUUCGCCCGUCCACUCCGGGAUGACGGUGGCGCGGAAGGCGAUGGGUGGUGGUGUCGGGGGCGGCGGGGGCGGUGGGGGCGGAGGCUCCACAGUUCAGGGUUCACGCGCCCAACUGCUCCACCCCAGCCCCGAGACACCAGAGGCGAUGAUUAUCACAAGGCAGCCAAUUUCAUCGGCCGCCCAGGGAUCGCCCUGGGGUCAAGAAGACGUGGAUGACAAUCCGCAGCUGCAAUGCUUCAUGCGAGCGAAGGAGGAAGUGAAGAAGCAACUCAAGUUCCCGGGCUUCCUGUACAGCGACCAGGCGACGUUCGCCUCGGCCGUGCCUUACUUCGCGCCUGAGACGCCGGACGGUCUCGGCGACGCCGACGCCAUUCAUCUGGUGGUGUGCGUGCACGGCCUGGACGGGAACAGUGCCGACUUGCGUCUGGUGAAGACCUACAUUGAGCUGGGCCUCCCAACAGCCAAGAUUGACUUCCUCAUGUCAGAGAGAAACCAGAACGACACAUUUGCCGAUUUUGAGACGAUGACGGAUCGCCUGCUGGAUGAAAUAGUUCAGCACAUUCAGAUCUACAGCCUCACGCUGUGCAAGAUCAGCUUCAUUGGACAUUCGCUGGGCACGUUGAUCGUGCGCUCGGUGCUGACAAGGCCACGCUUUCGCUGCUUCCUACCCAAGCUGCACACCUUCCUGUCACUGUCCGGCCCACAUCUCGGCACCCUCUAUAACAGCAGCGCGCUCGUCAACACUGGGCUGUGGUUCAUGCAGAAGUGGAAGAAGUCUGGAUCGCUGCUCCAGCUGACGUGCAGAGACCAUCCUGACCCUCGGCAGACCUUCCUCUACAAGCUCAGCCAAAAACCAGGCCUGCAGCACUUCAGGAACGUGGUACUGGUGGGCUCCCUGCAGGAUCGCUACGUGCCCUACCACUCGGCUCGCAUUGAGAUGUGCAAGCUGGCGCUCAAGGAUAAGCAGUUGGGUGCGGUGUACGCCGACAUGAUUGCGAACCUGCUUGGGCCCGUGCUGGCGUCCGAGCGGUGCCGCCUGGUGCGCUACGACGUGGUGCACGCGCUGCCCAACACGGCGAACUCCAUCAUCGGCCGCGCGGCCCACAUCGCCGUGCUCGACUCCGAGCUCUUCCUUGAGAAGUUCCUGCUCGUCAGGGGACUCGAGUACUUCCGAUAAUGGCCUGGCAGGGCAGGGAAGGGGGGGGAAAGAGCUUGCCCGAACAGAUACGAGCACCGCGCGUCAUCUCUCUGGAGAGACGCCAGCCGUUGGCUCGUGGCUCCUGGGGACGGGGGCGGCCGUCGAUCGGUUGCGCUUGUGUGGUGAAGGUCAGCGCUUGAAAUCGUUGAGGUAACAUCAUCAUUCUCACGUUUGUUAUUCGCGCAGUUCUCAGCGCAAAGGCUUAUGCAGAAGGCGUUGGGUUUCGCAGACGAGAAUCCGCAGUGGUUUACCCAGGUCACUCUCGCAAACGAGACUGUCCUGGUGUCUUGAACGAGUUCUUGCCUCGUUAAAAAAAAUACGAAGGAAAUGACUUGAGAGUAGGAGGGCGAUGUUGCCCUGCGCUUUUGCCCAAUUAGGUCAUUUGCAAGUGACGUUUUUAGAUUUGGAACGUGACGCCAGCACAACAUGGCCCACACAUUUUUUCGAAUAACGUCACGGGGGGUCUAUGGUGACACGUAUUUACGAUUUAAUAGGGUCCCGCGGUAUUCACCAGGGGCGAACUUUUGCGACAAGCGGCAAACUGUCCACCGCUCUGGCACGUUCGCGGCCCAGCUCGUGCCAGUGCGCUGCGCCGUUUCAGCUUAAGGCCUUGCGCGUCCGUCCACUGCUCCGCUGAGUUCCAAUUCUCUUGCUGUUGUGUAAUAAGCCAACGUGGAGCAAGGCAGUGGGGGGGGGAGGGGGUAUGCAUGAUGUGCAGUUGGUGGGCUACUACUUGGGCAUGUAGCUUGCUGCUUUUCCCACAACUGGAUUAAGACCGUGACUUAAUAGUGAAUAAUUGCAGUCAAAGCGAGCGAUUCUCCUCUCCGUCUCGUGCUGAUGCAGCCGAUUGUCUGUUCGUAACUCGUUUUGUGUUUUGACGCUAAUUCCACUCCACGGAGAUGCAUUUUGGUUCCUAUUUAUCCCAGCUUUGGCAGGAAAAUCUGCUGGUUUAGACGCCUCAUGAUAAGAGCACUGACGCCAUGAGUUUUCCGUAGCUGAACGUGGCAUGCACCAUCAUGAUAGCAUGCAAACACACAGAGGCAGCCACCUUCAAUAACAUUUGCUUCAUACCAUGAACAGAAAGAAAAAGAUCCCCAAUGCAGCAUACACAAGCUGUUGGGGUAAGUACUGUUAACGUGCACCUAUGAAUUCUGGCACGGCACACAAGGUAUUUACACACCAUACCAGACACUCGGUUAUGGUUGAGUCGACCUGGGAGCGGCCUAGGGACCGGUUCAUAUAUUCCUCACCGAUGUUGCCCGUGAGCGGGAAUCGAACGCAGAUCGGCAGGUCCGUAGCGCGGUGGGUCAACCACUGCACUACCACCAGCGUGCACGUGCGUACACGGAAGCGAAGUCAUGCCUACACGCGCACACACACACCCAGGCAGCUGCCUUCAAGAGCAUUCCAGCCACUUUCUCGGUUAACGCAGAAUCAGCGCUACGCUUGCCAGCAGAUGUUUACUUGUUUCUUUAAGUGAUUCGCAAGUGUGAGAUGAUGUGUUUAUACGUGUUUUGUUAAGCGGUCGUUAAUUUUUGCGCAAACAGUCUCUUCAUUCCAACCACAGCAAGAACCAUUGGGGCUGCACCACAAUUAAUCGUGAGCAGUCGUAUACUGUAUUACAAUUAGUUUUUUAUCCUGUGGAGAUCGGCUUUUAUUUGCGCGUAUCUGAUACUGUGUGGUCGGCUUGAGCGAAGUCUUAACGAUCGAUACGACGAGUUCCGCAGAAUGCGCUCUCCCCUUUGUCCUGUAACUGCCAAACACGCGAGUUAUAACCAUUCCGCAUACUUGACGGCAAUAAUGCUGAACGGUGAAAACAUUUACAUAAAUUUCAAGUCAUUUGCCAAGCCCCAACCUCUGCUUUUCGAUCAGCAACCACCCUCGUACGUUUGUCACCGGCUACUGGCGCCGGAUGGCACAUUUGUAAGAUGCAUAUAUUUUUUAACGUUACGUCGUCUUAAUAUAUAUGCGAGUCCAUGUAUAUUGGGUAAGUGCGGGAGUCUGCGUGUGGAAUAUUGUGGACAGCACGGUGUUCGUUGCAGGUGGAGUAAUUUAACGGAGGUGAGAGACAAGGAUGGAUUGUCAAAUUUCACGUUUAAAGUACGGUAUAUAUAUAAUGUAGAUGUACAGUUUUUGAAUGUAAUAUUGAGGAUGUAGUGGACAAAUAUUUGAUUCAGUGCUAAUAUUUCCGUUUACCAGGUCCGCAUUCUAAUGACCAAGCAGAGAUGUCCUCUGUUGGACGUUUUUCGUUUUCAGACAGCGGUAGAGUUGGAGAGCCUCCCUCCCAUUUAAGCUGUCUCGUUGUAAUAUCGGCAAUGCGGAUCGUAUUAACUAACCCAAUGCAGAGACGAUAUUUAAUUUCGCGAAAUACGGUCUCCGAAUAAUGGUUAUUACUGUCCGUUCCUUCAUUGAUUAACAAACAAAAUCAAUCCACAUUUCCGCUGUGAUUGGUUGAUUGAAUUGUGGCGGCUGCUGCUGCUGUUUCUGCGACUGCUGCUUCUGUCCAACAAGAUGGGCAUUUCUUGCACGGUUCGGCAAUUACAUCCUACGCACAACCGUUAAAAGACGCAAAGAUAAACAUUUGACGUGAUUACAACCACGUAGUUAUUCCCAGUUGCGCCGUUAAGCUCUCCGAUUUGUGUUGGGCACGAUGUCCGGGCGUUUCGCUCCACGAGCCGGGAACAUCCUGAAGUAUUAAAAUCUUUAAAUCUCUCAACGACGAGAACUAAUCGCAACAAUUGGUGCAGGCCAGAAACCAAAAGUUUUGUCAACACACAAAAAUACACACUGUGUAUCACAGAAAAGCUCUAAGCCGUAUAAAUGACCACAGUGCAGUUCUUCUGAACAGGUAGUUUCCUAGAUUUGAAGUUUUCGUGACUGCAAGGAUUCAUACUCUUUGGUUUUUUCGGUAAAGUCACGUGGGCAAAAUUACUGUGACGGUUCCACCUGAAGACGGAAGCUUGUGUUGCCUCCGAAACGUGAUUUUAUUUAUUAAACAUUUUUUACCUACGUGAUUUUACAGAAAAAACCAAAGAGUAGGUAGUUUCCUGUAUAAGGCUGCGAGUUCUCUUGUACACGCAGUGCACACUUGUGCGUACUCUGAAUUAAUUCAAACUCCCAGGACGUGACGCGAAACGGUGGGACGUCACGCAGAACAACACGCGGUCCAACCCGAGCGAAGACCGCAAAGAUAUUGGACGGGACUAAAUUGAAGCGUCAGGGGGUUCUGCCACAGUGGACCCGUCACUUUAACGUUGGUGCUGUAAUGCUGCUUGGUUGUUAUGUGUCUUUUUUUAUGGAGUUAUUUCGAACGUUUUUUUUUGUUUAUAUCGUUUUAGACUUCAUGCAAUGCAUGAAUCCCGACGGUGUGUGUUUAUAUUGUUGCGCUGCGUGUAACUUUUCUUACAGUGACGUCUAUGGUUUACACUUGGCAAUGCUUGUGGUCGCUCUGUUACGAGGUUAUUUGCAUUUCUCUUUUUUCUAUCGAACGGUGAGGCUCCGGGGGUGUGGUAACUUUGGGUUUUGUGUGUUUUUUUUUCAAACUUCGCAUCAUUUUGAGCAAAAGCAUUGUUGUGGAUAUGCACGUUUCUGCGGACGUUAGCGGAUCUGGUCUGUGACUAUGCGGUAAAGAUGUAAACUAAUUACUGGAACGAACAUUUUAAACGUGACUAUCGCCGUGCUCGAAGGAUAAUUGAGAUGGUCAUCGUCGGCAUUGGUGGUAUUGAGGCAGCGGUUGAAAUUUCACAUUUUCUAUGGCGAGUGGAGACAAAGCGUGUUAAAGUUUCUUUUUUGUUUGACCAGGUGAGAGAAAUCUCGGGAGCAGGACAUCUCGUUUUUUUGGGCGAGUCGCCCGUGUCACCAACCUGACGAGCAAAGCCAACGCAGUACAGCACGGCGAUGACGCGAAUGGGAGUCGGUGCCAAAAGCAACCGUGUCGCAUGCGGAAUCGAAAAUUCGGCAAAAACACGAAUCAGUUUUUUAAAUGAUUAAGAUAUUGGAUGAUACAGGUUUUUUUUUGGGUUAGUUUGCGUAAAUAUAUAAAUGUGCUGUUAAACCCGCCAC